This is a messenger RNA of Labrus bergylta (ballan wrasse), 862 nucleotides long. Lineage: Eukaryota; Metazoa; Chordata; Actinopteri; Labriformes; Labridae. The record is from RefSeq and is a predicted model, not a curated record.
CACGGGCGUUGUUACAGCGUCGGCCAUUUUGAUUAUAAGAACUCUGCGCGCAGUAAAUGAAAAGGCUCGUACGGACUCACCGUAGUUGUUUAAAUCGGAGCUACAUUAUACACAGGACAAAAUGCUCUCGGCAGCCCAGUUGCUCGAUGAGUUAAUGGGCCGAGACAGAAACUUGGCCCCUGAUGAAAAGCGAUGCAACGUGCGAUGGGACGACGAGAGCGUCUGCCGGUACUAUCUGUGUGGCUUCUGUCCGGCUGAGCUCUUCACAAACACCCGAUCUGACCUGGGUCCUUGUGAGAAAAUCCACGAUGAAAAUCUUAGAACAACGUAUGAGAAAAGCUCUCGGUUCAUGAAGGAGGGAUAUGAGCGAGACUUCCUGCGUUAUCUGCAGUCGCUGCUGGCAGAGGUGGAACGGCGGAUUCGAAGAGGACAUGCGCGGCUUGCACUCUCCCAAGCUCAGCAGAAUGCGGGGGGUCCUGGUCCAGCUGGAAAGAACGAGGAGAAGGCCCAGGUUCUAACAGAGAAAAUUGAAGACCUAGUUUUACAGAUCGAGGAGCUGGGGUCAGAGGGCAGAGUGGAGGAGGCCCAGGGAAUGAUGAAGCUGGUGGAGCAGCUGAAGGAGGAGAGGGAGCUGCUCAGCUCCACCCCCUCGACAAUCGAGAGCUUUGCAGCCCAGGAGAAACAGAUGGAGGUGUGUGAGGUGUGUGGGGCCUUCCUCAUCGUGGGGGAUGCACAAUCACGCGUGGACGAUCACUUGAUGGGCAAGCAACACAUGGGCUACGCGAAGAUCAAAUCUACUGUAGAGGAGCUCAAGGUAACAAGAGUUUCUGACCCACAGAGCCCAUAGCUAGAGGGUAAUGUA